This is a messenger RNA of Helianthus annuus (common sunflower), 1071 nucleotides long. RefSeq names its product cold shock domain-containing protein 3-like. Bases 1 to 1071 code for a protein of 356 amino acids. The record is from RefSeq and is a predicted model, not a curated record. Gene Ontology annotation, molecular function: nucleic acid binding; zinc ion binding. The transcript has 2 exons. NCBI's taxonomy places the organism in Eukaryota, Viridiplantae, Streptophyta, Magnoliopsida, Asterales, Asteraceae.
AUGAGCAAGUGUACCCCUGAGCAACAAGUUACAUACAUCUCAGGGUUGUUUCUUGAUGGUGCUCUAUCGUGGUGGAAUCUGCAAGUGCAAACAUUGGGAGAAGCGGCGGCAUAUGCGUUAACAUGGAAUGAGCUGAAGGAGCUCAUGAGGAAGAAGUAUUGUUCGCGAGCUGAGAUACAAAAGCUAGAAAUGGAAUUCUGGAACCUAAAGAUGGAAGGCCCAAAAAUCGCUGAGUAUGUUCAAAGAUUCUAUGAUCUUUCCCAUGUGGUGUCGUACAUGGUCACACCCGAAUUUAAACGCAUUGAAUGCUUCAUCUUGGGGUUGGCACCCCAGAUCAUGAGCAUGGUAACCACGUCCAAGCCUUCAACGAUUACUGAAGCCAUUGAUCUUAGUGUGGCACUUACCGAGGAAGCCAUCCGAUUGAACAAGUUUUUAGUUUCUGAACCAAAGAAGAAGAAGACACACGUCGAAUCAUCAGGGGAUAACAAGAGGAAAUUCUCCAACUUUAAGAAAAGUACCGACAGUGCCAGCAAGAAGAGGGAUACAAACCCACCAGCUGAAGUAAAGACUGGCGGUGAACAAAAAGGGAAAGGAUAUAUGGGCGCUCUGCCCAAAUGUGAUACAUGCCAGUAUCACCAUCUUGGCCAGUGCAGAUUGAGGAGAUGUGAGGCUUGUGGGAAGGAGGGUCAUUCGAAGAAUACAUGCUGGGUUGGUACUGGUUCUGGCCAUGGUGGCCAAAGGGGUUUUGGUGACAACAACCGUGGGGGUAAUGGAAAUGGAAACCGCCCACAAGGAGGGAACGGCAGAAAUGGCAAUCGGGGAAAUUUUGGGAACCAAGCUGGAGGUGGGAAUCGCAACCAAGGCAAUGCGCAAGGUGGAAAUGGGAAUGGUCGAGGACCAAGUUGUUUCAACUGUGGAGACAUGGGGCACUUUAAAAGGGAAUGCCCAAAACUGAAUCAAGCGCAAUGCAGAGUCUUCAACAUUGGAGCGAGGGAAGCACGCCAGAAACCGAAUGUUGUCACUGAUUUUUCAGCAUCAGCAUCUGAUCCACCAGAAUCUGAUGGUGUUUGA